This is a messenger RNA of Pungitius pungitius (ninespine stickleback), 7577 nucleotides long. RefSeq names its product rho GTPase-activating protein 23-like. Gene Ontology annotation, biological process: signal transduction. Lineage: Eukaryota; Metazoa; Chordata; Actinopteri; Perciformes; Gasterosteidae. The record is from RefSeq and is a predicted model, not a curated record. Gene Ontology annotation, molecular function: protein binding. The transcript has 24 exons. Bases 892 to 5697 code for a protein of 1601 amino acids.
GAGAGAGAGAGCAAUGUGACUGAGACAGAAAGGCAGAGAAAGUGUGGGGAUGUCAGCAAAUCCACCCAAGGCAGAGAGAGAGAGAGAGAGAGAGAGAAAACGAGAACUAUACUUAGACAGCAAUAAAGAUAGUCAGCCACAACCAACGCUGUCCUACAGAGCAUGCACGGGAGCACGCUGGACCUCUUUGCAGCAACUCUGGAUCGUAUCCAAGCUCAGAAAUCUGGUCCUUUUCAGCUCAUCUGGUCCGGCAACAUCAUUUGACUGGUCAGAGGAUGGAGCUGCUUCCAAAAUCCGGCAGCAACUCACCGCUACUCCAGUGAGACCAGUGCACUUUUUCUGACUUUGUGAGCCUUGUGCUCUGAAAUCUUUGAUGAGACUCGUUGACGUUUCAGAGAGCUGCCGGGUAACGCUGUGGUUUCAACCGGACCACCGGACUAAUCUGUCACCUGUGACUUUGUGAAAGGUAAAAGAAGACCGGAAGAGGUUGUGUGUCAUGCUCUCACAAAAUUGCCUUAUAUUUUAAAGACCAUUACACAUUACACAGUACAAUAUGAAGACUUGACCACUUAUGUUUUAGUGGUUUUAUGGUUUAGUUUUAGAACACAAUCGGCUAAAUGAAGACCACCGAGAAGAAUGAAGCUCACAGACCAUCUAGAAGAUUACAAAAUCACUCAUUGAGGACUUGGUGCUGAUCGCGGCACUUUAGUCCUACUUUGACGCUGCACACUCUAAUACCUUGUGUGUGAAAGUGUGUUUUCCAUCGGUUUACCCCUGGUGAACCGCUUCCGGCCAUGACGCGCCAAUCAGGGGUCCGAGCGGAGGUGACCAGGUGUGUCCCUCGUGGGGUCUGAAGCUUCGUGGCCCCUGCCGUGUGAAUGUGGCGGUGCUAUGCUGACGGCGUCAGGUGUCGCACCAGCACCGUCUGGCCGAGAGUGGCGAUUUCAGUGUUCUGUUGGCGUGGACUGUAGCGACGCUGAGCCCCGCUGCAUCUGGCUGGCGGUUCUGAGGGGUGUGUCGCCUCACAGCUCGCCCCGUCCAACCACCAUCGCAUCACCAAGAAGACGGGGCUCCCGGAGAUCCAUACAACGCCACCGCUUGUCCUGGGCUAAAGGACGGAGAGAUGGCAUGGUGUCGUCCAAUGAGAACAGACGCCGGCCACUGUCGUCGGGUGAGGUGGAAGGCGUGUUGUGGCAGGGCCCGAGGACCAUUUUCGUCCCGAAGAACUCACAGGGAUUCGGCUUCACUCUGCGCCACUUCAUUGUCUACCCGCCUGAGUCCUCCCUCCACAGCAUUAAGGAUGAAGAGAAUGGGAACACAAGUGGAAGAGCAGGUUGCCAGCGGUCUCGUUUGGAGCCAAUGGACACCAUCUUUGUGAAGAGCGUGAAAGACGACGGGCCCGCGCAGCAAGCUGGACUGUGUACAGGGGACAGGCUGGUGAAGGUUAAUGGCGAAAGCAUUCUGGGAAAAACCUACUCUCAAGUGAUCAUGCUCAUCCAAAACAGUGAAAACAUUCUGGAGCUCUCUAUUAUGCCCAAAGAUGAGGAUGUGUUGCAGUUGGUAAGUGCGUACUCCCAUGAUGCCUACCUGAAAGGCAAUGAGCCGUAUUCAGGCGUGGCCCAGAACCUGCCUGCUCCGCCACCUCUCUGCUACCCUUCCACCAGGCCCGGCUCCUCCGCCCCCCCCCACAGACCCCCGGACAACUGGCACUGCCGACCGGGCCCCGUGGCCUCCUCGCUGGACAACCGCCCCCCUGCCGCCACCGCCCCCACACCCGGCUGGCCCGGGUGUCCCGUGGAUUCCGCCGCCCCCCUUGCCCCGUCGGGCCGGAACCGAGGUCGCUCCUCCUCGACCAUCAACGCGCUGGACUUUCACUUUGCUAACCACAAUGCUGCCAUCGCCUCCGCUACUCUGCCUCCCCCGCGAAAGAGCAGCAUGCAGGCCUCUCCCCGCACCCACGCCGACGCUCUGUGCCACCAGGCUCUGUCGGACUGGUACUACAGCCAGGCCGAUGCCGCUGAGAGCAUGUCCCCACGCCACCGCAGCAUAUCACAGGAUUGUUUAGCGGAGCUGGGUCUGGGGUUGGCCCUCGGCCCUGGUCCCGCAUCCACAAGCUCCGCAGAGAAACGCAGGAGGGAAACCCUCCAGUUCCACCACCAGGCGGCUGCUGCAUCCCAUGAUUCCUAUUGGUUAGGGGGUUGGGGUGGUGUAUCAGGACCAGGAAGCAGGUCGUGCUCAGAGAGCCUCCUGGCAGCCUAUGCCGAGUACGAGCAUAACUACGGCCGUUCUGUGGAGACACUGGCCCAAGCCUCAGCACUGGUGUCCCCGCUCUACGAUCCCUCCUCACACGGUUCACAAACGUUACAUUUCAAAGAGCAGAACGUCCCGGAAGUGCAUCAGCACAAAACCACGGUGAUCUCCCCCAUCACAGCCUCCUCCACAGUGCCUCCUAGUAGCAGGCGGUCAGGCCAGCAAGUAGCCGAACCUCAAACACGGCGAGUCAAAGAAGAAGAGCUGGUGGGCUACAAAAGCUACAGCCCUUCUUUCACGCGCAAAGCUGGCCAUCUCCUCCAGCAGGCGCACUCCUUCAGAGAGCCCGGCUGCAGCGGCCCCCACCUCAACUGGAGCCCCGACAGCAGAAGCGGCUCCGUGGACGGCGAGGUCGCCGUGGUACCCAGGCCCCAGUCCACCCCGGCGCCGUCUGCGUCGAUGGAGGAGAGAGGCCGGCUGGGUGAGGACAGGGAGCUCCUCUCCCCCAUCUCCCUGAGCCAAGAGGUGGUCCUGAGGCAGAAGCCGCCGUCCGGCCGCCGAACCCCUGUCCAGCCCGCUCGACUUCCCCACUACACCACAAACGUGGAGUCCCCAGAGUCCCCAGGAGUGGAACCCGGAGAUGGGACCCCGUCUCCAGUGUCCGGGGGGCCAGGCACCAACCGCAGGGCUAAUGGUAGCCUGGCACAGCAUGCUUACAACUCCCUAGCCUCCAUUCCCUUCAUAGAUGAGCCCACCGGUCCUAGUAGUGACCUACAGGCCUGCUAUGUACCAGCCCGCUCUGUUGUGUCCAGUUCCCAGGCCUUCACCACCCUCACUUCCACCCCUGUCCCCCCCACAAUCUCCUCCAUCUCCCCCUUUGUCCACCUUGGUUCUCGGGACUGCAGCAGUAUUAAAAGUCGUCGCUCGUCUUACUUGCUGGCCAUCACCACAGAGAGAUCCAAGUCCUGUGACGAGGGUCUCAACACCUUCAGGGAAGAAGGCCGCGUCUUCUCGAAACUACCAAAAAGGGUCAAGAGCUUUUUCACUGAUGGGUCUCUGGAGAGCCUGCGAGUCCAGGAGGAGGCACGGUCCAAACGCCACUCCACCUCCGAACUGGGAACCAUCACCUUUAGCGAUGUUCGCAAGGAGGGCUGGUUGCACUACAAGCAGAUCCUCACAGAGAAGGGAAAGAAAGUGGGAGGCGGCAUGCGACCGUGGAAGCGCGUCUUUUCCGUUCUGCGCUCGCAUUCGCUCUUCCUCUACAAGGACAAGCGAGAGGCCGUCCUUCACGGGGCGGGGGCGGGGUCUAGCCUGGACGAACACCCUCCGAUCAGCAUCCGCGGCUGCCUGAUCGACAUCGCUUACAGUGAAACCAAGCGGAAGCACACCCUGAGGCUGACCACGCAGGACUUCUGCGAGUAUCUGCUGCAGGCCGAGGACAGGGACGACAUGCUGGCCUGGAUCAGGGUCAUCAGAGAGAACAGCAAGACCGACAACGAGGAGAUCGGCUUCUCAAGACAAGCCCUCAUCAACAAGAAGCUGAAUGACUACAGGAAACACAGUCUGACAGGCAGCAAGCCGGACUCUUCUCCCAAAGCCCACCGUAUGAUGCCCCCCUUCCUCUUGGCUAAGACCGACAACACCUCAGUGAACCGAGCCUCCAGAACCGAGGACAAUAAAGCGUCGUGGGGCAUCAACCUCAUGAAGAAGGCCAAGAAGACCAGCAGUCCCAAGGCUUUUGGCGUGCGACUGGAGGACUGUCAGCCUGCUGUCAACCAUAAAUUUGUCCCUCUGAUUGUGGAGAUGUGCUGUGGCGUGGUGGAGGAGACGGGGUUGGAUUACACCGGUAUCUACCGCGUGCCCGGCAACAACGCCAUGGUGUCCAACCUUCAGGAGCAUCUCAACAAGGGCAUGGACAUCAACACGGCUGAGGAGAGAUGGCAAGACCUGAAUGUAAUCAGCAGCCUGCUCAAGUCCUUCUUCCGAAAACUGCCUGAGCCGCUGUUCACUGAUGACAAAUACAACGACUUCAUUGAUGCCAACCGGAUAGAAGACGCAGAGGACAGACUGAAGACCAUGAAGAAACUGCUCCAUGACCUCCCAGAUCACUAUCAUCACACCCUGAAGUUCCUGGUGGGUCACCUCAAAAAGGUGGCAGAUCACUGUGAACUGAACAAGAUGGAGCCAAGGAACCUGGCCCUGGUGUUUGGUCCCACUCUUGUGAGGACGUCGGAGGACAACAUGACCGACAUGGUCACACACAUGCCUGACCGCUACAAGAUAGUGGAGACACUCAUCCUGCACCACGACUGGUUCUUCACUACCGGAGAGCUUGAUGAGGAGGAGAAGGCCCCAGAAGAUAAGCGCGACAUGCAGCCUGUGCCCAACAUCGACCACCUGCUGUCCAACAUCGGCAGGCCCGGCAUGCCAGGAGAGGCGUCAGAUUCUACCACCAGCGAUUCUCUUAAAUCAAAGCUUUCUUCGCUCUCCAAGAAGGACCUGAGUGCCAGGGACUUCCUGCCCAAGUCCAUCAUUUCCGCUGUGACCCGCAAACGUAAAAAAUGCCUCAGUACCCACGUGCAGGACGGCAGCGCUGACGAGGACUCGGAGCAUGAGCCGGUCAAAACCAGCAACUACGGGGGAGAAGAAGGGGCGGUAGAGGAGGAGGAAGAGGAUGGAGGAGAGGAAGAGGCGGUCGAGGGGCAACAUGCUAUUCUGAAAAAAGACAAAAGAGAUAAAAGGGAAAUUGGGGCAAUGGCUGGGGAGACAGCUGAGGGAAAAGAUGUGUUGUCUGGAGACGAAGAGGGGAACAGAACCAGCAACGGCGCCAAAAAGGAGAGCUGUCGGACAACGGCCUCGCCCUUAAAUGCUACUCAACUUUGUCCAAACCUUUUUCCCCGUUCGCACCAUCAGAUCAAUGCCACUUAUCCAACAACCCCAACCACUUCUGAUCCUCCCUCCCACUUGAGGCCUCGCGCUCCGGCCAGAGAACACUCCACAAUGCCUCUCUGGAUCUGCCCCACCAGGCUUCCCAGCAUCUAUCCAUCUUGUUACGGGACCCAGCAGCCAGACUGGAACCAGUCGGCGCCAGUACGCUACAGGAAGACAAGAGGCGGGAGGACGAGGGCCAUUUCCAUGAACAUGGACCUGGAGCUGGGCAGGAGUGAGGAAAGAGUCAGAGGAUGGAGAGCAGAGAGGGUGGAGGUGAUCAGGGUCAUCGAAGGAGCAUCCGAUCAGCAUAGACGUGUUGGCGUUCCUCAGGGGUCGAUUUUGGGCCCGGGUUCAAUUCAACGAAUAGAUCCCCUUCCUCGUCGCCCUCUCCUCUCUUCAUCCUCAGCCUGGAUAGAUCAGGGCUCCCCAGGAUCUUACCCUGUGGUUCUGAGGCGAUCGGCUUUGGACCCUCGGGACAAGUCAAGAGCGUGGCGCCGUCACACUGUGGUGGUUUGAUCUACUAACGUAGUAUCAAGUACGUAGGGACGACCCUUUGACCCUUCAACCCCACUGACGCGCAGCUGAAGAGUUUCAUUCCAAAAGAGAACUGUGAAACUCUGAAACUCUGAAAGUCUACCAUUCAACUACUUUUAAAGCUACUCACCUUUAAUCCUUCACUCACAGUAAUUAACCGUGUGGUUGUAUGUUUUCAUAAAACAUUAGGGCUGAACACGGCUGCUUAGGAUCCUGGUAUUUCUGGCAAAUUCACACCAAUAUCACUUUUCUCAGGACGGAUACCUGUGGGAUCCUGUGAUCUUUAGCUUGUAUGUUAACAUACUAAAUUCACACACAUCUUUAUGUAGUUACAUUUAGACCUGACAUGCUAACACACAAACCCGCCCAGGACACCCUGGUGUUGUGUUAGCUCGGCCGGCUUAUAAAGCACAGCAGCAACAACGUUCCAUUCCUCACAGGUCGGCACCGUCAAUUCCAUUGAGAUCCACUGAUUUUAAAGCAACAAAUUACUGUUUUUAAUGCUGGUUUGACCAAGACUUCACAGCAAUAUGAGUUAAUACCUAUUUUUAUCCAAUAACCUGAUACAUAUGUGUAUUAAGCUGUGUGGCAAAAUAUAUUUUUGAAAUAUAUUUUUUCUAGAUUAAGUGAACGAGACAGGGUGAAAACAAUUCCACAAUCAGAUCUAAAUAAAGAUAUAGAGAAAUAAGGCUUUGAAGGCAGAAGAUGAUCUUAAUGUGACAUUUAUGUUGUGGAACAACAAUAAUCCCAAUUCUUAAACAACCAUGAAACAUUUACAAAUUUUGCUGCAUAAUCUAGUGUAACAAAUCCAGGGCUCAAUAUAUUAAAGGGAAAUAAGAAAACCCAGACACUGUUAUUAUUAUUAGAUUCUGGUAUAAAAAAAAGCUAAGAUAAGCAUUUUUGCAGUGUUUCAAAGUGCUGUUCUCAUUACACCCUCUAGGUGGCGCCAAAAGGGCCUACCAGGGCCUACCAUUCAUUUCUAAAAUAAUGUUUAGGAAUGAAACCCACCAACUGUAAAUUCAAAAUUAGGAUCAGAAUAUGGAGAAAGAGUAAUAUCUCCAGAGCGGAGCAGCUGUCCCGAGGAGCCCUCACACCAGCAGACUGCAGCACGUGUUCUUCACUGCAGACCGACUGCUGUUGUCCUCGACGACAGCCACAACAAUGACAUGUGACCGGCCCGGUUCUCCGGGCCCCACCCCUCAAUCCUCUACCCGCUCUUCCAAAUCCUCCUGUGGAUCUCCGGGGGACUCCAGGGUCCACCCUCGCUCUCUCUCGGGGACUUGGGCGUCAUGCCGAAGCUUCAGAGGACUUAAAAGAAAAAAUAGAUAUAGAUAUAUACAUGUUGCGUGCAUGGGGUCGGUGAUAUUACAAUAUGCAAACUCAACAAAGUGUUGAACACAAGCAUAUCAUGGUUCCCUGUCUGUGUCUCGUAUGUCGGGGGAGGAGUUUAAGGAAGAGUUUAAGGCAGCUAUGCGAAGUGAUGCCAAAAUGUUUUGUUUGUAUCAUUUGUGGACAAUUUAGAGCAAAAAGAGAAACUACAUGAUAUCAGUGUUACGAAGAGUGUUCAACACAACUGAAUAACCUCCUCUUAUACAAAACCAGAGUCUUACCCAAGUGAUAUUUUUCAAAUUUCCCUUUCCACAUAUGAUGUGGAUGUUUCCGCUCUUGUGAGGUGUAGAGAAGUGAACUAAAGUGUACUACCAGCCUCCAUGUUCCAUGUGUGAGUCCCUCUCUGUGCAUGUCCUCUCUGAACGUGGGUGGCUGUGUGUGGACCAAUUUUUGUAACAGUUGUACAAUGCCUUGUUAAGUUAACCUGUAUAUAUAAUUAUUAUACAUAAUAUAUUAAAUUAUUUGUUUUUGAA